Eimeria acervulina is the source of this 2607-nucleotide messenger RNA. Its product is annotated as WD domain, G-beta repeat-containing protein, putative. The record is from RefSeq and is a predicted model, not a curated record. The transcript has 8 exons. Gene Ontology annotation, biological process: transcription-coupled nucleotide-excision repair; protein polyubiquitination; proteasome-mediated ubiquitin-dependent protein catabolic process. Gene Ontology annotation, cellular component: Cul4A-RING E3 ubiquitin ligase complex; nucleotide-excision repair complex. NCBI's taxonomy places the organism in Eukaryota, Apicomplexa, Conoidasida, Eucoccidiorida, Eimeriidae. Gene Ontology annotation, molecular function: protein binding. The coding region runs from base 1 to 2607 and encodes 868 amino acids.
AUGUGGAAGCCGCAGUUACGAUACUUGCUUAGUAGCAGCAGGGAUGGCAGUAUUGCCCUGUACGACCUCGAAGCUGACGCCUGUUGGAACUUGAAUGGAGGCUUUGGGCCUGAGCCAAAGGCUUACCCUAUAGGUUACGUGCAGAGAAGACCUGAUAGACCUCCCAAACGCAACUUGCUUCCCUUGCGCUUCCAGCCGGCAGUUGUACGAGGAAUCGUGAGGAGGCAGACAAUACGGAAUGACGCAGGAAGCAUUGCGACAUCAAGUGAGGACUUCUCAAGCUCAAAGAGGGCUCAAGCAGGCCAUUCAAGAUCGGUCACAAGUGUCGAGUUCAUGCCGGGAGACAAUGGACUGUUUGUUUCUACUGGAUUGGACAAGCUUCUGAAGAUAUGGGAUACACAGGCGUGGGAAUGCGUUCGUGACAUCGCUGUCGAGAGUCCCAUUCUCUGUUGUGCUUUCGACCGAGUUGGACUCCAGUCAAAGACCGCAUUUAUCUCCGGGGCACGCUUGUCAAUGGGCCCUGUGGAGCAUUCUUCAGACCACCACCCCGCACAUCUUGCACUUGCCGCAGGCUGUCAGGAUGGGAGUGUUCGUAUAUUUGACAUGAGGUGCGGAAUUGCCCAACAGACGCUGCUGGGACACAAAGGCGCGGUGCUAUCCGUCUCCUGGGAUAUGCUUACUCCAUACCAACUGUUUUCAGGUUCUUUUGACAAGUCUAUUAGGAAGUGGGAUAUUCGGCGAAGUGAUGCCUGUGUCGUGAUAUUUGACAAGGGCAAACCAGAUCUCGAUUUCUUCCGCAAUCGAUGCUCACAGUCAGCAGCUUUUCGCCAGUUACUCUAUACCUACGAUGUUGUGGGUGGAAGCUGUUCUUCUUCGCUAUCCUUGCCUCAUGAAACUCCGAAACCUCCGCCAUUCAUGCGAUUUGGUCACAGUGAUGUUAAAGAUCGGGUAGCUGCGUUGGACGUCGUGUCGCAGUCAGCUGCCGAUGCAGCUUUCACCCAAGAACCUUUCUUUUCCAUACUGAAUUCGUCAUCUGUAGGUUCAGCCUUCUCCAUGGUUACUUCAGGGACUCGUCACAACAAAACCCCCAGUCUCCAGAUUCCGAACUUUCCAAAGAAACGUACUCGAUAUUUGGCCGAUGCGACGAUAAGUUUGGGUGGUGAAGUAAAGAGAACAAGGCUAGAUGAACAAAGGCAGCAACAGUGUACCCAGUCAUCCAACGAAACCACGCCACUGCGUGGUCCUUUGAGUGGCCAACAUCCGGACUUCUUGACUCCACAAUAUCAGCAAUCCUUAGAGGUUAUGGGAUGUGGCAUGCAAGUACGGGGGACCGGAAUUCCGGCAGCAGCGCUGGAGAGUGACAUCUGUGGCGAUGAGCCCGUAUCCGGUUUGAGUAGCGUCGGACACAUGGCGUGUGAUGAAGCCCCUAAUACCCGUGCUGGUUUACAGAAGCACAUUUUGCGAACAAGUGAUAACAUAGGUAACACGAACUCAAAAAGAUGGCUUCAUUCGGCCUCCACAAUUCCGUCACCCAAAUCUCGGCUGUCCAAUUCCGCACCCCGAAUCCAUGUGCAUUCAGAAAGCCGCAGUUUUUCUCCUCAAGUCCCAAUAUUGCAGGAGCGCGCCGAUGCAACGCCCAUACAAAAACAACAGCGUAAUAGGCGUGGAGAAGCAUGGAAGACCCGUCAGGGGGUUUGCAACCCUGACUCAGAGAGCCAGCCUUAUUCAGGAGGAAAUUGUGCACUGAAUACCAGGGAGGCGCGGCACGCUGUAGGCAACCCGGCGUAUCUACCCGAUCUUUUGUGUUUUGAAAGGAACAAACACGGCAUAUUUGGCGCGAGUGGCGUGUCAUGCAGCGACGGCCAGUCCGUGAGUGCUGCCUCUACACAAGGCCAACUGCUUUGCGGCUUUGGAAGGCCGCAGAGAAGUGCAUCUACAUUCCGAGAAGACACCUUGGGACUCCUCAGUGGACUUGACGACAGACGGACAGAUUUAGAAUUCCCUUUUCAGAGAGAUGGCUGCACAGUGAGCAGAGUCCAGUGCCACAGCGUGCGGUCCGAGGUCAGCGCGCACGAAGGAGCAGUAACGGGUCUCGUGCCAAGCCCAGAUGGCCUUUACCUUGUUUCAUCCGGAAGCGAUGGGCUCAUAAGAUUGUGGAAUGCCGUUAGUGGCAACCACUGCUUUGUUCAUAUGAUUAUGAGCAUCCCUCGUGAAAACCCUGUCCAUACGUCAGCACAAGAACCUGGCCGUAGCCGAAUGUCCCAUACUUCAGCAAAGAUAGAGAAGAGAAUGACAACCAACAGAACUGAUUCAAUAUGGGGGGUUCAAGCGGCUAUUUCAAAAAACGGCGAGUACCUUAUCCACGGGAGGGGCCGGGUGCUUUGCACCUUCGACAUUAUGUCAGGAGCAGAGCUGCAGAUAACUGCGCCAGGCCAUACGGAUGAUAUCGUUUGCGUCACCUGGAAUGAAGAGAAGAACGAAGCAUAUUCUGGCGCAUUGGAUGGUAGUGUUCUAAUCUAUGACGCCAUGUGCGGUUACACGAGCGAAGACGUAGAGGACGUUGAAGAAGCCCGCGUGGUGAAUGUUACGCCGUUGGAAGCUUUGUGA